Papilio xuthus (Asian swallowtail) is the source of this 1986-nucleotide messenger RNA. RefSeq names its product facilitated trehalose transporter Tret1. The transcript is spliced from 5 exons. Gene Ontology annotation, biological process: transmembrane transport. NCBI's taxonomy places the organism in Eukaryota, Metazoa, Arthropoda, Insecta, Lepidoptera, Papilionidae. The coding region runs from base 308 to 1795 and encodes 495 amino acids. Gene Ontology annotation, cellular component: membrane. Gene Ontology annotation, molecular function: transmembrane transporter activity. The record is from RefSeq and is a predicted model, not a curated record.
GCUCAACGGAGCACAUUGGCUAUUGUGUAGCACGCGUCCAAACGCGCACGCGCCGAAAUAAAAUAUAAUACGAAAAAAAAUUCGGGGAUCUCACAGGGGUGCAUGCUAGGACCAGUGUAUUUUUUUUGUAUAAUUUUUACGUAAGAUUAUUAGUGAAAAGCGUGAUUUUAAAAGUGAUACGUGGUCCAUUACAUGCAGAUGCUGUUCGUGAUAACCGAAUCGAAAUACAAUGAGAAGUGAGGAAGUCGAAUGAUACGAACUGAGUGACAUCUAGUGUAAUUAGUGACAGUUUUGCAAAGCAGUGUAUAUGUGUGAGAAGGCGGUACUCGGUGGGAAGAUGACGAACAUCACGCCGGAGACGAGGAUCAUGAUGAUGAGGUCUACUGACGGAAGACAUGGAUAUAGAAGACAGAUCUUGGCGGCCCUAGCAGUGUCCCUGGGCCCGUUCGCGGCGGGCCUCAGCAAAGGAUACAUGUCGCCGGCUAUCGCUUCCAUGCAGGACCCUCAUCAUAAGAAUGCCUCCUUCACAGUCAGUGACCAGCAGGCCAGUUGGAUAGCCAGUCUAAGCCUAUUAGGUGCUCUAAUAGGUGGUAUCCUGGGUGGUGUUGUGAUGAGAUACGGUCGCCGGAGUAUACUUCUGGCGGCUGCUCUGCCGUAUACUCUCGCAUGGGUAGCAACUGCUUUCUCUAACAGCGUUGAUAUGAUCUCCGCGACGUCCUUCUGUGGUGGCAUGCUCGUCUGCUGUAUUACCAUGAUUACUCAGGUAUAUAUCACGGAGAUAGCCGUUCCAGAAAUAAGAGGAUGUCUCAGUUCCGUGUCAAAAAUACUCAGCCAAAUUGGAAUUCUCAUCUCUUACUCACUAGGAGCAUAUUUGAAUUGGCAACAACUGGCAUUCGUGGUUGCUACCGCGCCGAUUCUACUCUUCCUGGCUCUCCUCUUCAUCCCUGAAACUCCUUCGUCUCUAUUCCUAAGAGGGAAAGAGGAAGAAGCAGCAGAUUCUUUACAAUGGCUACGGGGUCCUGACUCCGAUAUCAGGCAGGAGUUAGCUACAAUAAGAACAAAUAUUCUAGCAAGUAAACAGUACCACAAUGGAAGAGCAGGAAAGUUGAAAGUUUUACUAUCAAAAAGGUUGACAAGACCUGUUUUGAUCACGUGCGGAUUAAUGUUCUUCCAAAGGUUUACUGGUGCUCAUGUUUUUAGUUUUUACGCUGUACCCAUGUUUAAAAAGACCUUUAGGAUGAUGAAUCCUCAUGGUGGGGCAAUAGCUACAAGUGCUGUUCAACUUUUAGCUUCAUGUUUAUCAGGUAUGCUGAUCGAUAACGUUGGAAGACUUCCUUUGCUAAUGAUAAGUGGAGUCAUGAUGUCUAUUGCUUUAGCUGGAUAUGGUUCUUAUGCAUAUUAUAUGGCGAUAUUCAUGAAUUCCACUGAUCUAACACAAUCAGAACCUGGCGCGUAUGAUUGGAUACCUUUGAUUUGUGUAUUAACGUUUACUAUUGCAUUUUCAUUGGGUAUCAGUCCAAUAUCUUCUUUAUUGAUUGGUGAAUUAUUUCCUUUGGAAUAUAGAAGUACUGGUAGUGCUUUAGCUACUAGUUUUAGUCAUUUGUGUGGUUUCGUUAAUGUUAAAACAGCAGCUGAUAUACAGGAUCAUAUAGGAUUAUAUGGUCUUUUCUGGUUGUAUGCAGGAAUAUCUGUUCUUUGUCUACUGUUUGUAGUUCUUUUUGUACCAGAGACUAAAGGUAGGGAGAUUGAUGAAAUGGAUCCUAAAUAUGUCGAAUCUUUAUGUAUAAAUCGAUAGUAUAUUAAGAUUUUUAUAAGAGACUGAUCUUUUACUCGAUACGAGUUUGGUAUUCUGUCUUGGUAGGACAGUUGAAAGUUGAUGCGUUAUUACAGUAUUAUUUUUAAGCGUAGACGUUUCGAUAUUUCAGUGCCUUUAUUAAUAUUGAAAAGUUCCUUAUUUUAAUUUAUUUCGAAACUAAAAAUCGUGCA